This is a messenger RNA of Candidozyma haemuli, 4644 nucleotides long. RefSeq lists its product as uncharacterized. Bases 1 to 4644 code for a protein of 1547 amino acids. Gene Ontology annotation, biological process: lipid metabolic process; actin filament organization. The record is from RefSeq and is a predicted model, not a curated record. NCBI's taxonomy places the organism in Eukaryota, Fungi, Ascomycota, Pichiomycetes, Serinales, Metschnikowiaceae. Gene Ontology annotation, molecular function: actin filament binding. The transcript is spliced from 3 exons.
AUGGCUGCAAAGAGAAAGUCGGCAACGGCUCAAGAAGAUACCGCGUCAAAGCUCAUUGAGGUACUCGUUAACGAGGAUGGAGAGUCUCUGGAAAAGCCGCAAUCCGAUGAUGCUCUGGGAGACGGCGAGGCAGAAAAGUCUCACUCUCAUCACUCCCGUCACAAGUCUGCUAAGUCGAAGAAGAGCCUCGAAAGAAAGUUGUACCAGACGAGGAGAGCCACUUUCGUGCUCGGUGCUCUUCUUGGGCUUGUGGCUACUGUGCUUAUCACUGCUUACAACUCAGACAACUUCAAGACUGAGAUCGACAAGUUGGUGAAGUUUGAUUCCAUGAACGGUCUUUUAGAUGAUUGGAAGGAUUCGCUUCCCCUGGGACUCUUCUCGUUGCUUGACCAGAACAAGUCGAAUAAGGAUGAGCUCCAUGGAUCGGCAGAGAGUUUCUCUGUCGGCAGAAGAAUGAAGAAGAAGUAUAACAUCGAGGCAAAGUAUAAUGUUGUGUUGGUUCCUGGUGUGAUUUCCACAGGCAUUGAGUCUUGGGGAACUAGUGAAACCGGCGACUGUCCUUCCAUUAACCACUUCAGAAAGAGGUUAUGGGGCUCGUUCUAUAUGUUGAGAACCAUGGUCUUGGAUAAGGCAUGCUGGCUUAAGCAUAUCAUGCUUGACCCAGAGACUGGUAUGGACCCUGAGGGUAUUAAGCUAAGGGCGGCACAGGGUUUCGAAGCUGCCGAUUUCUUCGUUGCUGGGUACUGGAUCUGGAACAAGAUCCUCCAGAACUUGUCUGUCAUUGGCUAUAAUCCCAAUAACAUGUUGAGUGCUUCUUACGAUUGGAGACUCGCUUAUUUGGACUUGGAAAGACGUGACGGUUACUUCACGAAGUUGAAGCAGCAGAUCGAAACCGUCAAGAGGUUAUCUGGCGAGAAGACAUACCUUGUGGGACACUCCAUGGGCUCGCAAGUCAUUCUUUAUUUUAUGAAAUGGGUCGAAGCUAGCGGCCCUGACUACGGUAACGGUGGAAAACGUUGGUGUAACGAUAACCUUGCCGGUAUCAUUGACAUCAGUGGCUCUCUCCUCGGUACGCCCAAGAGUAUCCCAGCCUUGAUUUCAGGAGAAAUGAAGGAUACUGUUCAAUUGAACCAGUUGGCUAUCUACGGCUUGGAAAAGUUCUUCUCGAGAAAGGAGAGAGUGGAUAUGCUUCGUACCUUUGGUGGUGUCCCAUCUAUGUUGCCUAGAGGUGGUGAUCAGAUCUGGGGUAACCUCACGUACGCUCCAGACGAUCCUCCAAACCAGCUUUCCAAGGAAAACGAAGAUGUUGACAUCCCAAGAAAGAAGAACGAAUCUUUGGGCGCUUUCGUCAGGUACAGAGCGAAGAACUUGGAGCCAAACACCGAUAGCAUGAUUCCCCAGGAUACUCUGAACUUCACUGUUGCUUCCAGUAUCGAUUACAUCUUGAGCAACUCCCCCAAGUGGUUUUCUGACCGUGUCAGAGAGCAGUACUCGUUUGGUAUUGCCAGAACCAAGAAGGAAUUGUCCGCCAACAACCAGGACCACCUGAAAUGGUCCAACCCGCUUGAAGCAGCUCUUCCAAACGCUCCAGACAUGAAGAUCUUCUGUUUCUACGGUGUUGGUAACCCUACCGAAAGAGCCUACACGUACACCGACGGUGACAAGGAGUCAGGAUUACCGCUCGUAAUUGACCUUGAGAGCGAAGACCCUGUUUUCCUUGCUGACGGUGACGGAACCGUGUCCCUUUUAACUCACUACAUCUGCCACGAGUGGCAAAAGAAAGGAUCCAUCUAUAACCCGGCAGGCAUCGAAACCAAGAUCGUCGAGAUCAAGCACGAACCAGACCGGUUCGAUAUCCGUGGAGGCGCCAAAACCGCCGAGCACGUGGAUAUCCUCGGAUCGGCCGAGCUCAACGAACUUGUGUUGCGUGUAGUGGCCGGCAAAGAGGACAGCAUCAACAACACAUAUGUAUCCGACUUGCGGAACAUAUUCUGUAACAAGACGUUCGGGUCCAAGUCCACUUUGGGACGUCAUAUGGAUUCUCGGAAAGGCGAUGCCCAGCACCCUGAAGAGGAAGUGCUACGACUCAGGGCGAACGUCGUACGUCGAGGAGAGAACAGGGAUGUGUCUGAGCUGGAGGCUCGACGACAACAGGUUUCGAGGGCCUAUAAUAGCAAGCUCGAUGUCAAGGAGAAGAAUAAGCUUCGAAGGAAAAAACGAGACCAACGCAUCAGUGCCAGACUCAAAGCUACCGACUGGUACCUUUCCAAGUUGGCAAGUACACUCAAUGGCGAUGCAGUGACGUUUCCAGCGAUAGUAGCAGCUCAUCUUCCGCCAAAAUACUGGCCUAGAGAUGGUCUGGCGCCCGGCCAGGAACAGAUGGACCGGUUGCUUCGAAGAAUUGAAGAUGUGCUGAACUUGGACUUGAACAGGCUCUAUAGUGUCUUCAGCCAAUGGCGGUGGCUCAGUGUAGAGGAGCAAAUGGAGAGCUGGAAGAAAGAGGCUUGGUUGGCUGUUCGGGAGCAUUUGGGAAGCACGAGUCUUUGGGAGAUCAGUAGCGCCAAAGAGCUAGUGGAUAAGAAACAGGAAGAGAUUUUGGAAGGCAGCAUUGAUGUGUUGAACUUUGGGAACGGCAUUGACCUGGACAGUGGAAAGUUUGUCAGAGCCUCCAAGUAUAGGCACGUGUUUGGUCAAGCGACCAAGAAGGAGUUGUGUUAUGAAAACUUGAAAAUCACCAAGAACGCUUGGGACUCCAACAUCAUCACCACCAACGGCAAGUACAUUGCUUGUAACUGGGAUGCUUCUGGCGGUGGUGCUUUCGCUAUUAUUCCUUUGUCUGAGCCAGGUAAGGCUCCAGACACUGUGCCGUUGUUCCGUGGACACAAGGGUCCUGUUUUGGAUACUGCCUUCAACCCUUUUAACGAACAGCAGGUGGUCAGUUGUUCUGACGAUGGUAACAUCUUGUUGUGGGACAUUCCUGAGGAUUUCUCUUUCCACCACUACGUGGACGACAAUGAUAACCCUAAGGACAUUGUUGAACCUACCAAAGUUCUCUCUGGCCAUAAGCGUAAGGUCGGUCACGUAGCCUUCCACCCAUGUGCUGAGAAUGUCUUGGCUUCGUGCUCUUUGGACUACUCUGUCAAGAUCUGGGACUUGGAGACCGGCGAGGCCAAGUACACUUUGCCUCAUAAGGACUUGGUUACUUCUUUCGCUUUCAACUAUAACGGUUCUCUUUUGGCUACUACUUCCAGAGACAAGAAGUUGAGAAUUUGGGAUAUUAGGGAAGAAAAGGUUAUUUCUGAAGGUCCUGGCCACACUGGUGCUAAGCCAUCGAGAGUGGUUUGGGUUGGAAACACCGACAGAAUCAUCACCACUGGUUUCUCUCGUUUGUCUGAUAGACAAGUUGGUAUUUGGGACGUCAAGAACAUUGAGAGCGGCCCAAUUGGUGGUUUCUUGGUCAUUGACGCUUCUUCUGGUGUCUUGAUUCCUGUUUUCGACGAGUCCAACAGCAUCUUGUACAUUGCCGGAAAGGGUGAUGGUAACAUUCGCUACUACGAAUACGAUAACGAUGAGCUUUAUGAGUUGUCGCAAUUCCCAUCCACUGACGCCCAGAGAGGUUUCGCUUGGGCUCCAAAGACGGCUGUUAACGUCAAGGAUAACGAGAUUUUGAAGUCUUUCAAGACUGUCAACGACCUGUCCAUUGAGCCAGUUUCUUUCAUUGUGCCUAGAAAAUCUGACAACUUCCAGGAAGAUAUCUACCCAGAUGCUCCUUCCAGCAAGCCAGCUUUGUCCUCUUCCGAAUGGUUCUCCGGUAAGGAGGUCAACGGUCCUUUGUUGGUGAAGAUGGAGUCUAUUUACGAGGGUAAGCAAUCCGAAGUCACCGACUCCAAGCCAGCCGUGAACAUCUCUGAGGUCAAGAAGGAAGUUCAAGCUAAGAAGGAGCAGGCUGCUGCUUCCAAGAAGGAGGAAGCUUCCAAGAAGGAAGAGGCUACCAAGAAGGCCGCCACUCCAGAACCCACAAAGGCCCCAGCUGCUAAGUCUGAAAGCCCCAAGGAGAAGGUUGAUGAUACCUUGAAGUCUUCCGCCAAGGUAGACACCCUCCUCAAUAAGGUCACCGAUGAGUCUGAUGACGAAGAUGCCAAGAACCUCAAACAGGAAGAGGGCAAGGACGAGGACUGGGAAGAAGUUAAGAAGCCUGAGUCUUUCAAGGAGUCUAGCCCUGAGCUGGUGAAGAAGGAGGACUACAUCUCCAAGUUGAAGCCAAAGAGUAAGGACGAGCCAAAGAAGGACGAGCCAAAGGAAGAGCCAAAGGAAGAACCAAAGGAGGAGCCAAAGGAAGAACCUAAAAAGGAAGAGCCAAAGAAGGAGGAACCAAAGGAAGAACCCAAGAAGGAAGAACCAAAGGUAGAGCCAAAGAAGGAGGAACCAAAGAAGGAGGUUGCCAAGGAAGAGCCUAAGAAAGAGGAAUCCAAGAAGGAAGAGAAGGCUGGAGGCGCACCAACCUUGAGAGGCACUGUCGACAAGCUUGCCAAGCUCGUGGAGACAUUGGAAGGUCAGAUUGGUAAGUUGACCGAGGCUAACGCCGAAAAGAACACCAGAAUUGAGCUGUUAGAGCAAAAGAUCGAAUCCCUUUUGCAAAAAUAA